Messenger RNA from Heteronotia binoei (common prickly gecko), 4085 nucleotides. Its product is annotated as C-Jun-amino-terminal kinase-interacting protein 4-like. Gene Ontology annotation, biological process: vesicle-mediated transport. The record is from RefSeq and is a predicted model, not a curated record. Gene Ontology annotation, molecular function: JUN kinase binding; MAP kinase scaffold activity; signaling receptor complex adaptor activity. Lineage: Eukaryota; Metazoa; Chordata; Lepidosauria; Squamata; Gekkonidae. Gene Ontology annotation, cellular component: cytoplasm. The transcript has 27 exons. The coding region runs from base 48 to 3116 and encodes 1022 amino acids.
GCGGGGAGAGACUGGACGGCGCAGGGGUUAGAGCGGCGGCCCCGAGGAUGGAUGACCCCGAGGAGACCUUUGGGGGCGAUGGCGAUGUGGGCUCCGCCGCGCCUUACGAGGAACUGGUGUCUGCCAUGGCCGGCGGCCUGUACGGGGAGCUGGAGCGGCUGGUCGGGGCCCACGGGCCCGGGGCGGUGUCGGGGCUCCUGCCGCAGCUCGUCUCUGUCCUGGAGUCGCUGCAGAGGGCUUGCGGGCAGGUGCGGGAGCGGGACCAGUCCCUGGAACGGCUGCGCGAUGACCGGCUGCGCCUGCUGGAGCAAUACGAGCGGGAGCGAGCCGGCCGCAAGCGGGCCGAGGAGCGGUUCAUGGAACUGGAGGAUGUGAUGGAGCAGGAGCGCAAGGCAAACGCCACCACCAUGACUCGGCUGGAGGGGCAAAGCCGUGUCCUGGAGGGCAAAGCACGGAGCUAUGCUGAUCAGGUGGCCAGCCUGGAAGAACAGAAGUCUUUGCUCUUGAAGGAGCUCUCCGCUCUCAAUCAGACCCACACCAAGAUGAUGCAAAGUUACAGGGAACUGAAAGCACAGCGGAUAGCACUGGCUGGCACAAGCCAAAUUGGAUCUCCCUCUGCAGAGACAAAAAGGUUGAAGCCCCCGCCCAUCUGGAAGGCCCCCCAGUUUCUGCCAAGCACUUCAGACCCUGGAUCGCCCAAAUCACCACGUCUCCUAGAGGAGCCUGGUGAGAUUCAAGACCCACCCUGCUCAGAGAAGACUCCCCAGAAAGAAGCAGGAAGGAACGGCUGUCCUUUGGCCCAAGAGAUGGUGCAGCUGGAGAAAGAUGCUUCUCCUGCCCAAGAGGAGCGCUUUGACCUGGACGAACUUCUCAGCUCUACUCCAGAACUGGCACCUGCCCCACAGCCACCAAGCAGCCCCCUGAGUACCACCCUCGAGCGCAACACGGUCUCACUUUUCGCCGAGGUCUCGGGCCUCAGCCCAGAAAUUCUCAGCGAUAUGGACGACGGUGCUGAUCUGCAGGGAGAUGUCUUAGAAACCCUAAUGACGGAAAACAUGCAACUACAAGAGGCACGGAUCACUCUGGAUACUGCCCGCCGCCAUCUGAUUGCCCGCGUGGAGGAGCUUGGUGAGGAGCGCGAGUCACUGAGGUUGGAGCGUGAUGCAGUGGCUGGCACCCUGAGCCGCUGCCAAGCACAGCUGAAGGAGGCUGAGCUGGAGCUGAAUCGGAUCCGACAGGAGUUGGAGGAAACAAAGCGUCCAAGUGAUGAUGGGGAGGCUGAAGGGGGCCCAUCCAGGCCUCAGCGGUUCACCCGGGCUGAGAUGGCGCGUGUGGUGAUGGAACGCAACCUCUACAAGGAAAGGCUGAUGGAGUUGCAAGAAGCUGUUAGACGCACUGAGCUCCUCAGGGCUUCGCGGGAAGAACAGGCAGUUCAGAUGAAAAAAUCAUCUUUCUGGAAAAUCUUUGAUCGCUUAUUUAGUCCCUCAGACUCUCCAGAGAAAAUGCCUGCAUCCCCCCAGCUGGGAGGGCGGGCCCGAUCUAGCCCCAGCAUCUAUAAUGAAUUGGGACGAAAUGGGGGGCAGGUGUCUCCAGCUUUGAGGUACAUCCCACGAGCAACCUCGCCCACUGAGGGCGACUCUUCCCCGCAACAGAAGCGGCGUGAGCUGUACCGUGAUAUUCACUCACACAUCUGGCAGGAGCAUGGUCGGGCGCAGAUCCAUGGGUGGAGCCAGCCACCUGCACUUCAGGGCCACGAUCCACCUUCAUGCGCUGCUGACGUGCCUGUGCUUGUGCAGUUACGGAUGCUGGAUCAGAAGGACCCUAGUACCAAGCUGUGGUGCGCUGCAGCAUCUGUCGGGCUGGAACCUCAAGGGACACCAGAGACUGGUAUGCCUGAUCAAUGCCUUGGAGGCAACUCUCGGCUGUGGGUGGCCUCAGGGACCCACUCAGCAAGCGAAGUGAUGCUUUUGGAUGCUCAGAACCCAAACCAGCUACUGGAACACUUUGUGUUACCUGGAAUUCACAUCCUCUCUCUUGCAUGCGUACCUGGCCUUACAGUGCCUGGCAGGGAGAGCCCUGAGCUGGAGCCAGAGAUCCUCGAAGACCCCCUGGCACCUGGAUCUGACAGUGACGAUGAAACACUGGAAAUUGAGGCGGCUGGCACGGAACCCACCGUGUGGCUGGGAACUCAGGAGGGAUGCAUCUGUGUUCACUGUGCUGAGAGAGACUGGCGGCGCUGUCAGGGAAAAGCCCAGCUAAAGGAUGCAAUUCACUGUAUCGUCCACUUCCAGGGUCGUGUCGCAGCUACACUAGGGGAUGGAUCUGUAGCCAUUUUCCAUCGGAAUCCAGCCCGGAAGUGGGACCUGCGUUCUCCACGCCUGGUUGAUUUGGGAAGGCCACGGCGCUCCAUUCGUUGUGCCAUCCCUGUCCUGGAUCGGCUGUGGUGCGGAUACGGGAAUCGAAUCUACGUGCUGGAUCCACGCACUGCUCGUAUCCAGCGGUACUUUGAGGUGACUUCGCAUCCUGAAAGCCAAGUGCGGCAUAUGGUGGCUGCUGGCAAUGGCAUAUGGGUCUCUGUUCGGCUGGACUCCACUCUGCGCUUGCUUCACGCGGAGACCGGGCAGCCCUUGCAGGAAGUGGAGUUGGGGCCUUAUAUCAGCCGCAUGCUUGGGCCCAACAGCCUUAGUUUAGCCCUGAACAUCACAGCACUUGGUACUUUUGGGAAGCGGCUGUGGGUCGGCAUGUCCGGAGGUCCCAUCAUCUCUUUGCCCUUCAUCUCUGAAGCUGCAGGAAGCUCGGAAUCUCCCAUGCCAGCUGUGAUCCCUUACUGUGCCAUGGAGCAAGCCCAGAUCAGCUAUCAUGGGCACCGUGAUGCUGUUCGCUUCUUUGUUUCUGUCCCAGGAUGUAAAGAUCUGUCCCCUUUGGAGAAUCCCAAGGAGUCCCACAAAGAGAGGCCAAGGAAGCCUUGCACUUUGGUGCUAAGUGGAGGGGAAGGCUACAUUAAUCUCCGGAUAGGAGAUGACACUGAUGAACGCUACGGUGACCUGCUUCUCCCCAACCCGCGCUUACGUCGUGCUGAGCGGAGUCACCUGAUUGUCUGGCAGGUGCAGGCCUAAGGCUGCAGUGAUCGGCAUGACACUGCUCAGGUGUCGUGUCCUGGGCUCCCAGUUAGGAUGAAAUGGCACAGCUGCUGGGUGGUGGUGGUGCCCUCGCUCUCCCAGCCUCUUCGUUUGGGAAUUAAGCGUCUAAGGUCUACAGGGCCGGUGAUGUGAAAACGCCAUGCGCACAUCAGGAUCUGUUUCCUGAAAAUGCUCAGAGAGGGCAGCUGCAGCUGGUUGUUCUUCCUACCACCUUCUUGACCAUCUGCAGUGCCUUCCAACUGGAACAAUGCAUCAUUGUGCAAUAAAGUUCCCUGCCCAUAUACAGAUGCCACCCCCAUCCAAUCUUGAUACUUUUGCUCCCUGCUCCCAUGUCGCCUAUCUCAUCUGUUAUCAUUUAGGUGGUUAGGAGCUGAGAGUUAGGAAGCCCACAUCUUCCAGCAGAGCAGAAGGAGGUCUAGUUCAAGCUGGGAAAGAAGCAAACGUGCCUAAAUAAGUUGCAGCAAAGGAGGCUGAGAACCAGGAUUCCGGAGGUAUCUGGAGGAGAACAAGCAGGGCAUUAGAGCAAGAACUCUUGUGUUCCCUUCUGGCUCCUAUUUUUGACUGUGAUUCUGAUGCACUUUUGAUUCCACGGGUUGGGAUAGAGGGGCAAGACUGGUGAAUCUGGAACUAAACUGGAGUGGAGAGCUGAAAUGUGGCGUCGACUUGACCCUGCAGCAUUACUCCGCAUAACCUCAAGGGGGAGUUGCUUUGCCCUGCUGUGUUGCCUUGCUGUUGGCGGGGAGCAGGAAUUGGCUAGUUCCUGGUGCUGUGGAGUUAACCAAGUCCUCCCUGGAGCUCUGGUGUGAUGCUUGGCCAGGCUCCUGACUCGCUGUUGGUUUCUCAGGGUUGCUGUUUUGUUUGCCUCAAGAAGGGUAGGGCCUCUGGCACCCUCUCAGAAUUUAUUAUUUUGUGGGAUAGCUUCUCAAUAAAGCUAUUAAUUUCUUU